This is a messenger RNA of Eremomyces bilateralis CBS 781.70, 1059 nucleotides long. RefSeq names its product 60S ribosomal protein-like protein L18a. The coding region runs from base 454 to 1002 and encodes 182 amino acids. Gene Ontology annotation, cellular component: cytosolic large ribosomal subunit; ribosome. Gene Ontology annotation, molecular function: structural constituent of ribosome. Gene Ontology annotation, biological process: translation. The transcript is spliced from 3 exons. NCBI's taxonomy places the organism in Eukaryota, Fungi, Ascomycota, Dothideomycetes, Eremomycetales, Eremomycetaceae. The record is from RefSeq and is a predicted model, not a curated record.
CACGACAGCCACUUUCGUCAACCGUAACAAUGGGUAAGUUGCUGAAUCCUUUCAUACACUAUCAAGCGUUGCUUUAGGAUAUUCCGGACCCAGAAGAGGAGGAUAGACACUUUCGUACCGUACCGAACGUCCCUCGAAGCCCGACUCGAAGUCAUGGAGCGAACCAUGAACCAUGAACCAGAAUGCAAAUGCUCAAAAGAAUAGGCGAUACCAGGCCUCAUUGGAGACUCCGAGUUACAUUGCCAGCUUACUAUCUGUAAUUGCUGAAUGGCAGUCGAAAUUGAGUUGAUUCAAUCAUUCGAACGCAGUUGGGAUACUUCAAUGUGUACCGACACCCAUAUCCGCCUUACCUUCGAUUUCGAGCGACAUUCUGCGACCAAAUAAUUCGAAAAUGAUGUGAUACAUGAACUGGGCCGGAAACCAUUGCUCAUUUCUUGGAUUCACCGCUACUGCAUGACAAUUGUACUGAUAGUGUCCUCAGGUCGGCUGCAGGAAUACCAAGUCAUCGGGCGGCACUUGCCCUCCGAGGCAAACCCAACUCCCAAGCUCUACCGCAUGCGAAUCUUCGCUCCGAACACUGUCGUUGCGAAGUCCCGGUUCUGGUACUUCCUUGCCAAGCUCCGAAAGAUCAAGAAGGCCAAUGGCGAGAUCGUCUCUCUGAACGAGAUCCACGAGAAGCGCCCCCAGAAGGUCAAGAACUUCGGCAUCUGGAUCCGUUACGAUUCACGAUCCGGUACCCAUAACAUGUACAAGGAGUACCGCGAGAUGUCAAGGACCGAGGCCGUCGACGCUUUGUACCAGGACAUGGCUGCCAGACAUCGUGCUCGUUUCCGAUCAAUCCACGUCCUCCGUGUUGUGGAGAUCGAGAAGACCGACGACAUCCGCCGCCCGUACAUGAAGCAGCUCCUCACCAAGGACCUGAAAUUCCCCCUCCCUCACCGCGUCAACAAGUCUACCGCCAACCGUCUGUUCGCGGCCAACCGGCCCUCGACCUUCUUCUAAAAUGGACAUGGGGAGUUCAACUGCGGGUUUCCGUUUUCGUAUCAUAUUGCAUGGCAU